GUGCAAAGCUAGAAACCGGCACUGCAAGAUUUGUCCCGCCACCAGACACUUCAGGUCUGGAUCGCUAAGUGGGCGUCACUUUCCUUUCUACUACACUGGAGACCCACGUUCGGAUCCUGCCCUGGAAGGAAGAGAAAGGCCGGGAGCGCGAAGGCAGGAGGAAUCCUUUCCUCAUUUCUAUCUUCCUCUUUUCUUCUCUCUCUUACACCUUUCAAAAAUGGCUCCAAUCCUUCGUUUUGGAGCCGAGGAUAAGAACAUGUCCCGAGAAGCCCUCGCACCUUUCUAGAAGCCUCUCUCACCUGUCGGACGGAAACCCGGGGCGCCCUUGCAGCCGGUCCGCACGGAGAGGCCCCAGCAAAUACUUGCAGCCGAGAAUGAGAGGGGCCGUGGGAGUCACAGGGUCACCUCUCCCGAGGAUUGGGCAUUCGUGGACUUCUCUUCUUGGGUGACCGCUGGUGCCAGAGGAAAGCGUGCUGGGAGGGCGCUGCCGUCGGGCUGUGGGGCUUGUUCCUGGACAUUGCCCUGUGCCCCGGGGCUGGGAAAGGGGAGCCCACUGCCCCCGUGGAGCUCCCCCCAGUCGGGGGGCCAGACAAUAAACCUGCACCGUACAUUGUGGCUCGCUGGACGGCGUUAACAUCUAUGGAGAAACAGGAGGGAAGAAAGGCAGGGAAGCCAACGUCAAGAAGGCUUUUCUCCGACAAGGAAGCCACGUGAGGUUUCUGUGCAGGAAGAGGAAAGAAGAGUUGGGGUAGAGUAGACGUGGACUCCCAGGGACACGACACGACAGGACAGGGUAGCAUUGCCCCUCGGAGCUGUGCUCUUUGUGGAACAGACUGCCACCUUUCGUGGGUCAGACCACCAGCCUUUCUGUUUGCAGCCACGCUCUUAAUCAUGGUGCCACCAGGUGGCUGCAUUUUUAUGAAAUUAUAAUUGUAUCACAGAGAGUAACAAGACUAAUUCAAAUACAAUGGAAAAAGAUCAACUGGAAGAAGCCUCUGAUGCUCCCCCAAAAGUUUUGGAUUCUGAGGUGAUGUCGGUGACAGGUGAACCACCUGGUUCUGCCAGAAGAAAGGAUGAAACAGCCCAAGAUAUAGAAGUAGAAUCCAUCCCAGAAUAUGCAGAGCUACAACUCUCCCUUCUAGAAGUGCUGAGAAUCUCAGCGGUUCUGGAGGAUGCCACCGACCAGCUCUCUAUUCUAAACUACAUCAUGCCAAUUCAGUAUGAACGAAGUCAGAGCACCAGCUUGAAAAGCAGAGAAGCAACUUUAGAAGAAAAAAGUCCAGAUAAAGCUCAAGUGAUGUCAGUAACCUCACAAAGAUCUAGUCCACCUGUGCCUGUGGAAGGACCAAAGUUGCCAGGAAUCAGAGAAGAUGCCAUUGCAGUGGACCCCAACAGAACGCAGGACUUUGUCUUCAAAAAACCUAUAAGGCAGUCUAUAAUGACAACAGAGGCACUAAAGAAAAUUCAGAUAGAUAGGAAAGGAAGAAAACAAAUAAAAACCCUUCAAAAACAACUACUUAAUGCCAAAAAAGAACGUCAAAUUGAACUACAGAAUCGGAAUGAAUAUAUCGCUCACCUCAGGGACCAGCUCCAAGAGAUGAAGGCCAAAACCAACAUGGAGAAUUGUUAUAUGAAGAAAAACACGGAGCUACAGAUCACCCAGACCCAUAAAAAAUGUGCCAGAGCAGAGGAACAGCUGCUGGAUGAGAUUGAGGAAGCACAUACUCCUGAUGUGUCUUUGCCAUCCUUGCAGAAGCUAAGGAUGAAAACUGAAGAAGAGAACCGGAUUCAUAUGGAGAUCGAAGCUUUCCUUAAAAAGGAGCAGCAGAAACUUGAAGAGAAGCUGGAGUUCUGGAUGGAGAAAUUUGAUAAGGACACAGAAACCAAACAGAAUGAGCUCAAUGCUCUCAAAGCUACGAAGGCCAGUGACUUAGCACACCUUCAAGAUCUUGCAAAGCUGAUAAGGGAGUAUGAGCAAGUCAUCAUUGAGGAUCGGCUCGAAAAGGAGAAGAGCAGGAAGAGGAUACAACAGGAUGAGCUGGAACUAAGGAGUGUCAUAAAGCUCCAAGCCUGGUGGCGAGGCACGGUGGUCCGGAAUGAAAUUGGCUCCUUCAAGUUACCCACGAAGGACAAAGACGACAGCAAGGACUCCAAGGGGAAAGGCAAAGACAAGAAGCAGCAGAGAGGCAAGAAGUGACCGCGCGCUCCCGUCCUUCCUCUGAGAGUUGGGAAUGAAAACUGGGAGGAAGAAACAUCUGUAACUAGCACAGUGCUCAUCGGUAGCAGGUUCUUCUUGGACACGCCUAGGCAGGAACUGGCGAUUGGCCUGUCAUGCUCAUGCGCAAGCCCUGAAUGAGGAUUAACUAUCGAUUGAGGGCUGCCUCAUAGUUUGAUUUAAUUAUGCUGGGAAUAAGUGUUUCUAGCAGCCUUAUACUCUCACCAAAAAGAAAUGUCCCCAGGCUUAGUGACAAAGAUGUAUUAUCUCUCGUUAUUCCUGCAGUCUCUCAGAUUCUUACUCCUCUACAGUCAAAAAGCUCUUGCUCCUAAAGCAAGAGAGAUGGGUUCAAUAGAAAUGAUUUGUAAGAUAUACAUAAUAUUUAAUAAAUUCUGGCCUCUGUCUAUCUUU
This is a messenger RNA of Echinops telfairi (small Madagascar hedgehog), 2626 nucleotides long. RefSeq names its product IQ motif containing G (gene IQCG). Bases 968 to 2197 code for a protein of 409 amino acids. Gene Ontology annotation, biological process: cilium organization; sperm axoneme assembly. The record is from RefSeq and is a predicted model, not a curated record. Gene Ontology annotation, molecular function: protein binding. NCBI's taxonomy places the organism in Eukaryota, Metazoa, Chordata, Mammalia, Afrosoricida, Tenrecidae. Gene Ontology annotation, cellular component: sperm flagellum; cytoplasm. The transcript is spliced from 10 exons.